GCUGUGCAUUACCUCUCUAUUGUGCACACAAUCGGAGAGGGUAAAAGGAGAGCUCUCCCUGCAGUUGUGUGUGAUGAAAAUCCCUUCCAUUCUGGCAGCUGUUUGUCUUCCAGGCAACACAUUCAGCGUGCGGCGCUUGUUCGCUGGCCCACUCUUUUUCGUACAGACCGUCAACGAUCUCUCGCGACGCCUUGCUUCUAUUUUUAAACGAAACACGUCUGCUGCCCGGAGCUUAAGGGAGAAACAUAGAGAAAAGAAGAACAGCCCCGUGUGCGCCCCGUGAAGAAGCCGCCACAACCUUAGUCGUUUUCUCCAUCUUAAUAGUUACCCAGGCAUCGCUGGGCUGGUAGAUUUCCGUUUUUUCGUCUUUCUUUUUAAUCACAUCUCUGUAUGCCCCUUUCGACUCAGCUGGGGUCUCUCUCCGGCUAUCAUCCGCCAGUCGACAGUCGGCGCCCGCGUGUCGGCCACGGAUCAGCCACAGUCCUUCCUACGCGCUCUCCACUGAUUCAAAUCGACUCGCUAACAAUCAUGUGGCUUCUCUAUUGCUGAACGGGAAAAAAACCCUUGAUUUCAUCGCCUCCCAUUUGAUUGGUGUCGAUCCCCCCACCCACCCCUCUCAAAUGCCUGUGAGCACCUUGACGGACACUGUCGCAACAACUUUCGGCACUCACGCAACCGUGAGUUGCUCCUAUUGCCGAGAUUGCGGCGGACCUUGCGAGUCUCAUUCUUUGGAAGAUCGCCGUUGGACGGUCCAUUUGGAUCGGGACCUUCUCCAUUUUCUCCUCUCCGUUUAUCCGCACUGGUUUGAGGACCGGACGGCGGACUACGAAAUGUUGUCUGAGCACGAAGGAGGAGGCAGUGACAAGUCGGAAGACUCCUCCUCAUCCGAUUCCGACUCGUCGUCGCCCUCGUCACCGCCCAGAGUGGACGACUCUCCGCUACAGAAAUGCAUGGAUCGCAACAAGCAAUCCCUGAAGGUGAAGCUGAUGAUGAGACGGCCUUACAUGCAAUUAGUGGACCAAGGAAUCAUGCCGCCAUUGAAGACUCCAGCAUCGUUCCACGAGCAGCGCCAGAAAUUGCAACGGGCCAAAAUGGGUGACCUGCUUAAGCACAAGAUUCAACACAGACCGGACCGGACCGAGCUCAUCCGCCAGCACAUCCUCGAAGCUGACACAGGCAAAGUGGAUCCAUCGCUGGCUGAGCGUCAGCGCAUGCUAAAACGGGCCCGAUUGGCCGACUCGCUCAACGACCAAUUGUCUCACCGGCCUGGCCCGCUGGAGUUGAUCCAGAAAAACAUCCUCCAUACGGACGAAAACGUUGAGCGAGCUGUCAAAGAAGGCCAGAUUUCUUUUCGAGCGACUUGUGAAGGAUCUGCUAUCCGACCGUCGCAUCCCAUCCGCUACGUCACACCCGAAGGGGACGAUAGCAGUUCGGAAGGUGCCCUGUCUCCCAGCCAGGAUGGAUCGCUAGAUGGAUGCCUGAGCAAUGGAGGAAUGGCUGGCUGCGCUGGGACCUCUAAUAUGACAGCAGCAGGAGCUUCCUCCAGCCCUGCGACCGUGGCUUCAAGCCCCGGAUCGCUCAGCUCCGUUGCAUCGCCGGCCACUUCGCUGGUGGUGGCGCCGUCUCCGCCGCCACCUCCGCCGAUGCCCAUGCCUACGCCGCAACCACAAAAGAAAGUAGAGCAAGCUCCCGUUCCUCCUCCGCCACCUCCUCCACCUCUUCCAGUUGUGCCUUCCUCUUCAAGCUCAUUGCCCGUCGUCAUCAAGACUGCUUUGGAUAUUUCGAAAAACCGUAACCGGAAGAAGUCGAAACAAAAGUGUCCGCCCAAGCCGCGCACCAUUAAAUUCCACGAGUACAAAGGGCCGCCAAAUGCACAAAAACUGCAGCCGGCCAUCCCAUCUGAUGUGGAAUCUUCGUACGAACUUCUACUCCAGCAGCAGCAAUUGUUCCUCCAAUGGCAACUGGAAUGGCAACACAAAUACCCGCAAAUUAUCUUGCCGGCCAAACCGCCCUGCAGCAGUCCGUCGGCUCACAAUGCCGCCGUUGUUGCCGCUGCUGCUGCAGCAGCGGCAGCAGCGAGUGGGGAAGAUGCAGCCAACAAUUUGACAGCUGCGAUACUGGCCGUCAGUUCAUCCCUGCCGCCUUCGACUUGCUCCGCAGCGGCUCCUUCACCAUCCCCUAGCCUUUCAGAGUCGGUGACUUCCGUUGUCGCUUCCACCACGCCCAGCAAUUUAACUCGAAUCACGGUCCGACUAGAAGAAAUGAAGGUCAGCGAUUUGAAGGCUGAAUUGAAGAAGCGUAACUUGCCCGUUUCCGGAUCGAAGCCGCAGUUAAUUGAUCGUCUACGGCCGUUUAUCGGCGAGGAAGGAACACUAACGGCCACCCGGUCCUUGUCUCGUCGCGGAUCGCAGAGCCAAUUGCAACAACAGCCGUCGCUCCCGACGUCGUCGUCGUCGCAAAUGUUGUUGGCUGAAGACGUGGGACCUAUGCCUUCACCUCCGGCCAGCAACGCCUCACGACGAGUUUCGUGCAGUAGUCUGGAUGGAAGCAUCAGCAGUUUCAGGGCGGGCAGUAGUGACAUGUUAUUACCUUCGCUGUCACCAACUAGCUCGGCGGCUUCGUGUUCAAUGUCACCCAGUCCAGGUUCCGUCCGUCCUCCUUCUGUCAUCAAUAUGGACAUGGACAUUGAAAUGAACGAUGCAACCAACACGUUGGAUGGCACUGACAUCAAAUUGGAAGCCCCGCCUACGCCUCCGCCGUUGCCAGCGUCGUCGACACAACAGCCAGUCGAACAACAAAUUGACGACUUGGUGCGCGGACUGCAAGAGGAGCAACGCGUGCUGAUGGAACAACAACAGAUGCUGAGACAGCAGGCAGCGGCAUCCGCUCAAGAAGAAGCCCAACAAAUUGCCAAUGUGGCGGCGGUGGUGACGGCGAACGAUCCGAAAUCGCAGCAAAGGUUUCUACUCCAGCAGCAUCUCCAGCUCAAGAUCCAGCAACAGCAGAUUCAGCAGCAAUUGGAACAGUUGCAGCAAAUCCAGCAGCAAGCGCCCCCCAGUUCUCCGGCGGCAUCGAGUAGAACGACUUCCAGCCGGAUUGCGGCCAGGGCCAACCGAAACGCCGCCAAGUUAUUAGCGUCUCGCAACAACUCUGCAACGUCAUCACAAUCCUCUGGUGAUAUGCCAGAGACCGUGUUCGCAUCUCCUUCAGCGACAUCAUCUUCUUCACAACCUUCAUCCGAGACAUCACAUCCUCGGAGACCACCUCCGCCCAAUUACAGCGAAGCAUCUCGGAUGCUGGGCAACCAUACGACACCCUCCUCGGGCAGCAGCAGCAGUUCGUUGAAACCGCGCGUUUCGAUCAAAUCACAACUAGUGGACGACGUGCUGGAUAUACUAAUCCGCAAUGGUGAGCUGCCUCCCAGCGCCGCUCACGAUCCCGUCACGCCGACGACUCCCCGUGAUCCUCCGCCAAUGCCUCCGCCUCUUCCAUCCCAUCUAUUGACAAAGCAACAGACGCAACUUUCUCAUCCAGCUGUUUCGGCCACAGAGAUCAAGUUUCCCUACAUAGACAUCAAUGAGCUUGGCCUCAAUCUAGACCUAGACUCCCUGGGUGAGGCCAUGGAGUUGGGCGUCUACGAGAACCACACGACAGCGCAGCACUCGGCUGUCACGCCUUCGCCUUCCAUUGUCUCUGUCGAUGGACGCAACGACGAAGUCACGGCCAUGGAGAUGGAUGUCUCCGAUUGGCUCGACACGCUCCUACCGCCAUUGAACGGUUCCCAGUCGUUGCCCAUGUCUUCAAACUCAUCAGUGGCCUCGUCCACUUCGUCGUCAACUUCGGGAUUCUCCAGCCUGGGGUCCGAUCAACAUCCUUUCAUGCUGCACCAGCAGCCUCAUCAGAGCUUUUCUCAUACGCCGAAUCAGUUAAAUCAAUUGAAUCAACCGGUGCAUCAUCCACCUCCGUCGCAUCAACAUCAUCAACAGAUAUCAGGCGAUCCGCUCUUUUCCAGUCUGUCCUCCGAUCCUUACACGGAUCUCUUCGCAUUGGAAGACACGGAUAUGAAGCUACCAGGAUUGGGUAACACCCUGUCAUGGGAUAGGCUAGAUUUUACAGCCUAAACAACAGGUGAAACAAAAAAACACACUUUAUUGCUCUGUCGUUGUUUCCUCCCUCACAUCUCGUCCAUCCACACAGUCUCUCUCUCUUCUCCGUCAGACCAGUAGCUCAUUGAAUUCACCGCUACCUUGCCUCUAAUUGAUUGUUACUUUCUCUGUCUUUUUUUUUUUGAAAUUAUUAUUAUUAUCAUUAUUUUUGGCCAUUGCUGCCUAUAUUACAUCAACCUACACUGAUAGGUUUGUGUUUUUCUCUCACACACACACACACGCACGCAGUGACGGAAAGUGAGAGUUGCAGCCUUGAAUCCAGGGUAACGAGACAAACAAACAUGAAAAAAGAAAAUAAUAAAUUAAGAUUCUGGUUGCCCUGCCAAUGUGGUUUUGCGGUUUCCCAUCAUCCUGUCAAGUUAAUUUUUGUUUUUGUUUUAUGUCUUUCCUUUUCAAACCUUCGAUAUUUUUUGUUGUUGUUGCUGCGAUGGAGUAUUGCAUUCGAGCCCACCAAUUCAUAAUAUUAUUUUUUUUCUUGGUUUUUCUUUAGUUUACCAACAUUCCACUAUAUCCAAGAUGAUAAUUUUUUUUUUCUUUUCCCGUUUCCCUGACUCUCUCGUUGCUACUUUCCAAGUUUUUUGGAAAAGGAGGGAAACAUAAGAAUAACCGUCCUGGUGGGAUUAUUUCAUAGGACCCUCCACAACACAGACACAGCGCGGUUAGUUAACUCUUUGUAUUCUGUCCGGAUCAAUAACAUACACACACACACACACAUAAAAUGGUUGAAGAAGAAGAAAGAAAAGUGGAUCGCGUAACACGUAGAAGAAGAAGAAAACCCCCCUCACGCCAUCAUAUAAUUUACCAAUGGAGUAAGAGAGGAAAUGAUCUCCUCUUUCUCUCUAUUUAUCGACCAGUGUAUUAUAGUGAAGUUGACCAGUGUCUCCCCAAACUUUCUCUCUCUUGAGCUUGAUCCCCUUUUUUCCGACCCUCUUUUCUAUUCCCAUUUGUUACUGAGAUAUAUUCAACAAUAGCGCUCGCUCACGCGUUCCCUAACGGUUAGCCUUGGCUUGGUUUUUUUGCGUUAUUAUUAUUAUUAUCAUAAUUAUGAUUAUCCAAUCAUUUUUUUUUCCUCUUUCUGUUUCCUACAAAAGCUUCGUGAAAUUGAUGAUGUCGUCCUCUUUGAAAAAAAAAAAUCAUAAUGAAAAGAAAAAAAAUUAUAAAACGCUUAGCAAUUUUGGGGGAGGUCUCAGAAUGCAUGAAUUGUUUAGAUUGUCUCUAAUGAAGCACGCUCUUCGAGUCUUGAUCCGAUGGCCACUAAUUUUUGAUGAAAGGAGAAACGAAAAUUUCAUUUCUUCUCUUUGUUGUUCCCGUGUUAUGUCAUAAAAAGCUUCCGAUAUAGCGAUUUCUACUAAAAAGGCGAUUUAUUGCGUGCCUGUUCCCUGCCUAAACUCUUCUUUUCAUCUCUCUCUCUUUGUUUGUUUGAGCGUGUAAAGUUAAACAGAAAAUAAUUAAGUUAGUAUAAGCUGCGUACGUGUUAAUUAAUCGAUUCGACAACAACCUGUCUACAUAAUAACUGCCUCCAUUGUUUUCUAUUCAUUCUUCUUUUCCUUCCUUAUUUCCUAUCUGUAAAGUUACGAGAUGGUUUGCAAUCCAGAAGAAUAUGAAAAAGAUGUGCUUUGUUUCUAUUACCUCCGCUCCUCUCUUUCGCUGACAUGCUGGUGAAUUGUAAUUCUUAAUGUAAAUAUGCAAAACUGCAAAAAAAUCUGCAAAAACAAGAACGUUCUAUUGUCCAAAAAAUAA
This is a messenger RNA of Daphnia pulicaria, 5906 nucleotides long. RefSeq names its product myocardin-related transcription factor A-like (gene Mrtf). The record is from RefSeq and is a predicted model, not a curated record. The transcript has 8 exons. The coding region runs from base 621 to 4121 and encodes 1166 amino acids. Lineage: Eukaryota; Metazoa; Arthropoda; Branchiopoda; Diplostraca; Daphniidae.